AUGCGCAAAACAGUCCCCUGUCAGGGAUGCCGCAAUCGGCAUGUGAAAUGCGAUGAAAAGAAACCGACAUGUACCCGGUGCAAGCGGUCGGGCUCCUCGUGUGUCUGGCCGACUGUCCCGUUGGGGUUCCGUCAUGGCUCAAGUGCCCGAUAUGACGCCGAUUUUGCCGAUGAUCAGGUCUGGGUGCCGAUCGCUUCGGACUAUAAAUAUGUCGAUGAAACGGCCGAUGUUGCCCGGGAGUACUCGUUGGAGCUGGAUGAAGUCACUCCAUGGGAGUUAGAGCCGUAUGAUGUUUCUGCGACAGAGAAUGUCACGAAGGAGCCUGGUAUCGCGAACGACACAGGGUCAUAUUCAUCGGGUCACUGGGUUCCACAGCAGACCGAAAGAACCCCAUCAGACCUUCAUCUAUCACCCAACAGCUACUCUAUCUCCCCGGUAUCUGUGCAGGCUCAGCUUUCUCAGAUUUCCCCUGGCAGUCAUACACUACCUACUUCACAUAACGUCCUCGCCACGGAGACUGGGUUGGCCAAUUUAAAUGAGCAUGAAGCGUGUUUGAUGCGCUACUUUGUAGUGGAGCUUGGUCAUUGGUUUGAUAUAUGUGAUGGACAAAGACAUUUUGCGUGUACCGUCCCAGUACGAGCACUGACAUGUCCACCUUUACUCAACGCCAUCUUCACCGUCUCAGCAAGGCACUUGAUUAAAUCGAAAAAAUACUAUGUCGGCAAUCAAGUGAGAUACGGGGGCAAAUACCUACCGGGCCUAACAUCAGCGACCGCCAUUGAGUACCACAAUCGAUGCAUUUCAUACUUCGUCUCUCUAGACCACUCCCUCGAAGCCGAGGAUGAAAGUCUUCUAGCAGCAGCCGUCAUCCUACGAUUCUACGAGGAAGUAGACCUCCCCUCAAUGGGCGAAGACACCGAGUCCGGCCUCCGCGGAAUCCAGGUCUUCCUGGACGCCCAAGCCAUCCCAGCAGUAUCAGGAACGGGUCUUCGACACGCAGCGUACUGGGUCGCCAUCCGCCAAGAAAUCAUCACAGCCUUCUCCAAACAACGCCCCUUCCGCCUCCCCCUCGGCCCCUGCGAACCAUAUCGCAGUUUUGAGCCCGCAGACGACUACAUCUGGGCCGACCGAAUCGUCAUCCACUGCGCAGACGUCCUCCAAUUCUGCUUCGGCUCAGAAGAAAAGCCCCAACCCCACGACCAACCGUUCCCAUCCUCAGAAUCCCGAAUCGCCCGCUACGAUGCCCUAAUCGCCUUCGAAUCCCUCUGGGAAGAACUCGGUCCCGCCUCCUUCAACCCGGUGUACGCCCGCGACCCGGAUCCCGCACGCGGCGAGGUCUUCCCGGAACUAUGGUACUUGAACAACUGCCACGUCGCGGGGCUGCAGCAUCUCGAGCUAGCGCGGAUCUUGCUGGCAGUUUAUAAUCCGCGAUUACCGCGGCUCGGGCCUGGGCAGAGGGCUGCGAUGCGUAGUGUCGAUAAGCAGGUGAGGAGUAUUGUGUUGAGACUUUGUGGGAUUGCGAUGUCGAAUUUGCAUACUCCGCCUGGGCUGGUUACCACCAGUGCUGCUAUUGGGAUGUGUGGGGAUCGGUUUGUUGAGAGGGUGGAGCAGGAGGCGCUUUUCGGGGCUCUUGUAAAAUUGGAGGACGAGUACGGGUAUCCUACCCAUAAUGUCCGAGCGCAGUUGGAGGAUGCUUGGGGGUGGAAUGGUUAG
Messenger RNA from Penicillium griseofulvum, 1713 nucleotides. RefSeq names its product Zn(II)2Cys6 transcription factor domain-containing protein. Gene Ontology annotation, molecular function: transcription cis-regulatory region binding; DNA-binding transcription factor activity, RNA polymerase II-specific; zinc ion binding. Gene Ontology annotation, biological process: positive regulation of transcription by RNA polymerase II. Bases 1 to 1713 code for a protein of 570 amino acids. Lineage: Eukaryota; Fungi; Ascomycota; Eurotiomycetes; Eurotiales; Aspergillaceae. The record is from RefSeq and is a predicted model, not a curated record. The transcript has 7 exons. Gene Ontology annotation, cellular component: nucleus.